AUGGCCUACCUGUCUCAGGUCCGCCGACGGCGCCUUUUCGAGCUGCUACAAGAGCAGCAGGAGCCGUUCCUGCUGGAUGUCUAUCUCCUGGAGCGAGGCUACUCGGACAGGCUUCUCGCGUCCCAGUCUACGUGCCCUGCUUGCUGGCCUGGCAAUCCAUGCAGGAGGAGGACACAGAAGCUGACCGGCCGGCGUUUCAGGACCAGGAGAGAAGGGACGGUGAAGAACAUGCUCAGCAAGCUGUUCUCUAGGAGGGCCACGAAGAACGCCUUGCACUGGAUCGAUACUGCUGCUGUGCCUCAUGUCCGCCACACGGAAAAGAACAAAGGUUUCGCUCUGACAACAAAAGUGUUAGACAUCUUCAACGAGCUUCUGAAGGUAGCUUACACUCCUGCCUUCUAUCAGCUGGUUGGAUCGAAGAGGCAGUUCGAUCGAUCGGAUGUGCAUCUUUUGCACCGUGAGAAGGAAGCAGACGAAGAAUCCCCUGAGACAACCGGAAAGUUCGUCAUCCCUCGAAGGAAGAAGAAGAAUAAGACGAGGUUUACAAGAUUAAGACGGUUGAUAGGCUCAGAGAUGUCGAGCUCGGGGAGGGAAUGGGGUGUGUUCCAGCCUCAGGCUUCCGACAUUGGAGCAGAGAUAGAAGCUACCAUUUUCGAAGACAUCAAAGAAGAAGUAAUCCUGGAGAUGAUGGGCUCUCAUUGCACCUCUGUGAGGAGAUCUUAA
Messenger RNA from Musa acuminata AAA Group (dessert banana), 723 nucleotides. RefSeq lists its product as uncharacterized. NCBI's taxonomy places the organism in Eukaryota, Viridiplantae, Streptophyta, Magnoliopsida, Zingiberales, Musaceae. Bases 1 to 723 code for a protein of 240 amino acids. The record is from RefSeq and is a predicted model, not a curated record. The transcript is spliced from 2 exons.